AGCCGGCCCUUCACGCUGCAGUUAAUAACUGCAUGCAGAGCAUGUCCAGACGCAGAACGCUUAGGUCAGACCUGCAAUUCUUCAUGAUCGCUUUCAGUUCCAGCACACAGGGGAAGAGCUUUUGCAUUUGCAGCAACAAGUGAAAAGAAAAGCUCAAGGAAGAAGUCAGGCGGGGCUUCGCAGGACUGCAGGACCCAUUGGCAGGACUCCUGGACAUGCUGGAGGGCAGCGGUGAUUGGAAGGGGAAGGGGCAUUCCCUCGGGUAUUACAUCACCACAGAGCUGCAGCUUUGGAUAAAAGAGCAUCCUGCUGCUCAACAGUCUGGCAUCAAGCUGAAGAAGCUGCAGGCCCGUGUGCUGGGAGUACUAGCCCAGUGCCCAGCUAAUCUUCUUGACCCUUUGAUUAGCAUUUACCAGCUCCAUACAGCAGACCGGAACUAUUUGCUUGGACAUGUCAGUCAUCUUUAUCACAAGGGCGAUUACAAAGAGGCAGCCAUGCUGAGUAUUAAGCUAAAAUUGCAGCCAGAUCAAGAUGUGGAGAAGAUGUGCACGCCACUUCUGCUCCAAGAUAAAAUUAACUUGAUGGAAGAUUAUGUGGAAGAAUAUCCUGAGCUCCAGAGCAAGCUCUUGCACAUCCUGGACACGUGGUGUGAACCCCAUUUUAACAUCAAAGACAUCACAAGACAGUACCAAGGCCUGUUCAGGUACAAGCCGGAGAAAUUUAACCGCAAAACACUAAGCAAGCUGGUCUUCAGGCUCCUAGAGCGGUUUAACGUUGAUCCAGCUCUCUGCCCUAAUGUCGUAAAUCAGCGGCACUUGAGAACUCUGAAAUACCUCUUUUACAAGAGAUUUGUUGAGAAAACCAUGACUCAGGAGAACUGGGCAGACCACGUCCAGAGCACAGUUGGAGAGAAUCGAUGGCUUCAAGGACACCUGAUACAGCUGCUCACCAGUUACUGUGAUCUGAACACAGCAGCAAGAUGGGCCCAACGCUGCAAUUUGCCCAAGGAGAUGCUGCCUUGCAGAGUAGCUGAUGAGCUUCAAAAGCUUCAGAUCCAAGAGAGAGUUGAAGAAGUCGCAGUAGAUAAUUAUGAACGGAGUAAGAAGAAGGACUAUUACCAACUUCCCAUUCCACGGGCAAAUAUUCACCUCCUGCAGACAUGGGAAGAGAUGCUGCAGUGCUGGGAAAAGGUGCUGCAGCCUGCGCAGGUUGUUGGCAUUGACAUGGAGUGGAGGCCUUCUUUUGGCAUGGUUGGGAAGCCCCGUGUCUCCCUCCUUCAGAUCGCUCUGAAGGAUGAGGUGUUCCUGCUUGACCUGCCCCGGCUCUUCCAGCAAGCUGAGGUGGAUGGUGAGAAGGAGAAGCUUCCCCAUUUCAUCCAAAUGCUCUAUUCAGAUGCAUCCAUCACUAAACUAGGUUAUGGGAUGUCUGGAGACCUUAGCAACCUCGCAGCUAUGUGGUCUGCUUUGAAAGACGCAGAUAAGAAAGCCAAAGGCAUGGUGGACCUACUCACAGUGGACAAACGACUGCAGAAGCGCUCCAUUGACUCGAAGAAGGGUGGCCGGGAGGUCGAUGUCCUGUCCCUGGAGCAGAGCGAUGAGGGGAGAGGAAUCAAGCAGCCAGAGAAAGGACUCAGCCUCUUGGUGCAAUACGUCCUGGGGAAACCUCUAGAUAAAACAGAGCAACUUUCUAACUGGGAGAAACGGCCUCUCCGGGAGGAGCAGAUCCUCUAUGCAGCUUCAGAUGCCUACUGUUUGCUGGAGAUCUACGAGAAGCUCUGUAAGGAUCCAGAGAGCUUUGGGCUGAGCUCAGACCUGACAAAGAGUCUGCUGGGAAAGGAAAGCAUAAAACCCAAGGCAAAGAAGCAGCUGAAUAAACAAGAGGCACUGUCACCUUCUGGACAGCAAUGCCAAGGAUCCAGAACAGAGACCCUGUGUUGCCCUGCUCCCAUCUCUCCAAAGGAGUUCAGUGUGGUCUGUGAUAACAUGCUGCAAGGCCUCGGGCGCUAUCUUCGCUGCCUUGGUGUGGAUGUCCGGAUGCUGGAGAACGGCGAUGACCAUAGGAAGGCUGCUGAGAUUGCCCGACAGGAAGGAAGAGUCAUUUUAACCUCUGGACUCCCAUAUCACACUCUGCAGUCCCAGGUAGCAGAAGGAAGGUGUUUCUCAGUGAACAGCUCAGAAAAGGCAAAAGAACAGGCCCUGCAUGUUCUGAAGCACUUCAAUGUUCAAGUAUCCCUCUCGGAUAUCUUCAGCCGCUGCCAGGUCCAGGGCUGCUGCCGGCCCUGGGGACAAGUGCGCUCUGUCAGAGGACACGGCACAUCUCCCACACUGGACAUGAGUGUGAACGUGAGGAGCUGCGGGGUAGCACCAGGAGGUUGGGAUGGACUGAAGGCAAUGGACAAGCCCUCGUGGAUGCUCCUCUGUCACAGCUACAGCAAGUUUGGCAGUGCUGUGCCUGCUCUUCCCUGGAGAGCACCAGCCUCUGCAGGACCUGUAGGACUCAGUCGGCACUGGGAAGCCCAAGGACGAUGGGCAGGGGGACAGGGGUCUCGGCUCAGCUCUAAGCCUCUCAUCUGCAUCAGCUCUCCCUGCUCCUGCCUCAUCCGCCCCGGCUGCUGGGUAAGGAUCGCUUUUCACUUUGGACAAACCUUAAUGCCCAUUUACUUGGCUCAGCUGGGGGCUUGAUGAAACCAUGGACAAGCAGUAAUACCCUUGUACUCAUCUCCAUGAUGAGUCAGAAUGAGAUACAGAAUGAGAUAUAGAAUCAGAGAAUCAGCCAGGUUGGAAAAGCCCUUUAAGCUCAUCCAGUCCAUCCCUUACCCCAGCACUGCCAAGGCCACCACUAACCCAUGGCACUGAGGCCUCAUCUCCACGCUGUGUGAACACUUGCAGGGACGGUGCCUGCAGCCCUGCCCUGGGCAGCCUGUUCCAAUGCCUGAGCACCCUCUGGGGCAGGAAUGUGUGCAGAGGUGCUGCCACGGUCAGUGCUUCCCCCUUGCUGCCGCCAGCCCCAAGGUACCUGUGUUGGAUGAUGAACUGAACCUGCUGCCAGGUUUCCCAUCCGAUCUGCUGGACACUGAGUGAAACAAGAGGGUUUAAUGAACCCAGCCCAAGGCACCAGGACACGGCCUGCGUUUAUCAUGUUCUGCUUCCCCCUGAAUUCCAGUCCUCUGACACGUUUAGACCGAACCUGAUGACCCACAUCUGACUGCGGCAACGGGGACGAAAAGUGACCUUUGCAGAGGAGCUGCCCAGGGGAGCAGCCGCGUGUGCUUGGGGCCACCCCGGGCCACUGCUCACAGCCCUGCCCUGGAGAGGAGCGGCUGGCAGCGCCGAAACGCUCAUUGCUUGUAAUUCAAUUACCUUGCAAAGCAGAGCCCAGCGCCGAGGACACCGUCACAGCAUCCCCUGGCAGAGAAACAGCUCUGGGAGCCAUCACCCGCGUCCUGUGUGAAAGAGCUGAGUGAGCUCCUGCAGGAUCUAAUAAACACGUGUGUGUAACGCAAAA
Messenger RNA from Neopsephotus bourkii (Bourke's parrot), 3504 nucleotides. RefSeq names its product exonuclease 3'-5' domain containing 3 (gene EXD3). The transcript has 18 exons. Gene Ontology annotation, biological process: nucleobase-containing compound metabolic process. The record is from RefSeq and is a predicted model, not a curated record. NCBI's taxonomy places the organism in Eukaryota, Metazoa, Chordata, Aves, Psittaciformes, Psittacidae. Gene Ontology annotation, molecular function: 3'-5' exonuclease activity; nucleic acid binding.